UUGUUAGUGUUAACUCACAAUCUUUCUAAAAUGUCUAAAAAUAAAUCGAAAACAAAAACGGGUGCUGUGUGGGAGGAUAGGGAAGUGCUUUUUGACCUGCCAUUUUCAUAUUUAAGACUACGUCCAGGUGAGAAGAUUUUCGACAGGAUUGAGCCCAUUGAAGACACGAGGGGAAACAGCGGUACCAAGGGGCGAAUGGUGAUCACUAAUCUCAGGAUUAUUUGGCAUUCACUGGCUUCGCCCAGGAUCAAUUUGUCUAUCGGCCUGAAUUGCGUCCUAUCCACUAACACCAAAAUCGUGAACUCUGGUCUUCGAGGCACCACCCAGGCACUUUACCUGCUAGCCGCCUUCAAAGACAGUCGAUAUGAGUUCGUCUUUACAAAUCUAUCUCCCAACUGCAUUCGGCAUUAUACUUCUGUUGUCGGCGUCCAUAGGGCAUACGGCGCUUCCAGACUAUACCGCGACCUGAAGUUGAGAGCAGCCGUAAUACAAAACAAACAACUGAAAGUGCUGCCUUUAGAAAAGAUAUGCCUCAAAGAACACAGUAUCUGGAACUUGUCGACAGACUCCGGCAACCUGGGGUGUAUGUUGAUGAGCAACGUGCGCGUGGUGUGGCAUGCGGAAGUUAACGACGCCUUCAAUGUGUCCAUGCCUUAUAUCACCAUCGAGAGUAUAUCCAUCCGCGACUCGAAGUUUGGCGAAGCCCUCGUCUUCGUAGUCCGCCAGAGUUCUGGAGGCUACGUGCUGGGCUUCAGAGCAGACCCCCCCGAGAGGCUACGACCACUUUUAGCCGAGCUACAGGCUUUACACCAGGCAUACAAUGAGAGACCAGUCUUUGGUGUCGAAAUGAACUGGGGCAAUGAGAUGACAAAACCAGUAACAGAUGAUAUCGAAGAGUUGGAGGAAAUCGGAGAGCCUCGCGGAGAAAUGGGACCGAAUCUAUACCUAGCAUCGCAAUUAGCACAAAAUAAAGCUGAAACUGAAAUACAGCCGGUCUACAGCCCAUAUUUGGGCCUAGCUAUUGAGCCUUUGAAAGAAGGAUUCACUUUGAAAAGCCUUUUUGAAGUUCAAACAACAUCCUGA
Messenger RNA from Amyelois transitella, 1083 nucleotides. It is a transcript of the gene BBS5, whose product is annotated as Bardet-Biedl syndrome 5 protein homolog. Bases 31 to 1083 code for a protein of 350 amino acids. NCBI's taxonomy places the organism in Eukaryota, Metazoa, Arthropoda, Insecta, Lepidoptera, Pyralidae. Gene Ontology annotation, molecular function: phosphatidylinositol-3-phosphate binding. Gene Ontology annotation, biological process: intracellular transport; cilium assembly. Gene Ontology annotation, cellular component: ciliary basal body; BBSome. The transcript has 7 exons. The record is from RefSeq and is a predicted model, not a curated record.